CCGAGAGCGUUGCCGGGCAAAUCAGGAGGUCAACACCUACGUCAAGGAUCCUGACACCAGGGUGACGGCAAUUCUGGGCCUGCGCGAGCUUACACACAGAGGAGAAAAUCAUGUGCAGAAACUGGUGGAAGACCUGAAGACCGACUCGGGCAAGACCGAGAUCAAUCUUCAGCACAAGUACAUCAGGGAUGCCCAAGUCCAGGUGCUCUCAGAAGCGCUGAAGAUCCACAAGAACAUCACCCACCUUUUCCUUGGGGGCAAUAAGAUUCAAGAUGAUGGUGCGCAGGCAUUGGCUCAGGUUCUGAAGCAGAACCGUAGCAUUACGCUCAUCGACCUUCUGGAGAACGAAAUCUGCGAUGCUGGCGCAGAGGCGCUGGCCGAGGCGGUGCAGGAGAACGACACAAUCCAUAGCAUCAUCCUUUUUGGAAAUCCCUGCGCCGGGAGCCAGGCCUUUCGGCGAAUUCAUGCACGUUGCAGUUCAAACUACCAAGCUGCCGUGCAGGCAAAGGCAGCUGCUGCAGUUAAGGCAGUUGUAGAAGAUCUGAAGACCGACGGAGCCAAGAGGGAGAUUGAUCUUCAGGGUCGAUGCAUCGAGGAUGCCCAAGUCCAGGUGCUCUCAGAAGAGCUCAAGAUCAAGCUUAGUAUCACCCACAUCGACCUCAGCAAGAAUCGAAUUAAAGAUGCCGGGGCGGAGGCGUUGGCACAGGUGCUGAAGGAGAACCGCAGCAUCACGUCCAUCGAUCUGGGCGAAAAUCCCAUCGGCCAGGUCGGCGCCCAGGCGCUGGCCGAGGCCGUGCAGGAGAACGACGCCCUUCUGCGCCUCCACCUGGGCCCCCUGACCGAGUCGGACGGACGGGAGGUUGGUCCCUGGACCGAGGCGCUGGAGCGAAUUGAGGAGCGUUGCAGGGCCAAUCGAGAGGCAAAGGCAGCUGGAGUUGAGGAUGGAUGAGCCCAGCAGGACGGAUGAAGCAGACACGUCGGACACGCCAGAGCUUCUUCUACACCACGUGGGUGGGGCGCCGCUUUCAGGACUUCAUGGUCACUUCUGAACAAGCUCGACAUGCAGUUUCACCUGGUUUCACCAGGAGACCAAGUAGGCUUCCACCGUGCACAAGCUUGUGAAAAGACGGGUGGUAUUUCCCAUGCUCGCGAACGGCCCACUAGUACUUUGAUGUACUUUGUAAAGCAAAACUGGUCAAACCCUGAAGUCCGUCCCAUUCCAUGUGCAAGUGAGGAAUCUGUUGUGUAUUGUGUUGUCUUGUCUUCUGAAAACCGGAUCGACCACCUGACCAUCAAUCCGCCUUGUGGUUUGCGCCGCUGCCCUCGGCCCAGGUCGGUUCCGAGCGCCGCGAGGGCGGUC
Messenger RNA from Durusdinium trenchii, 1360 nucleotides. Lineage: Eukaryota; Dinophyceae; Suessiales; Symbiodiniaceae. The record is from the annotation of a GenBank genome assembly.